CCUCCCGUUGCCGCGCAUGCGCAGUACCGGGGCGGGAGGGCGCGGCGGAAGACGCGGGCUCCGCCUUGCUCGCCGCCAGCGCGGGCGGUGCUGCGUCCCGGGGUGAGAUCGCUGCGCGCAGUAGGAGCGCGAGGGGAGCCGCCGUCGCCAUUUUGAAGCGGUCGUUGGGGGAGGCGGCGUGUGCUCCCGUGUGUGCCCGGCCCGGCCCCGCGCCCGCUCCCACACCCGCUCUCUGCGCUCCGGCCCUCCACCGCCGCAGCCAUUGCCGACCUUGCCAUGUCCGGAGGGGGCGUGAUCCGCGGCCCAGCCGGCAACAACGACUGCCGCAUCUACGUGGGGAACCUGCCCCCCGACAUUCGCACCAAGGACAUCGAGGACGUCUUCUACAAGUACGGGGCCAUCCGCGACAUCGACCUCAAGAACCGCCGCGGGGGUCCGCCCUUCGCUUUCGUCGAGUUUGAAGACCCCAGGGACGCGGAGGAUGCCGUCUACGGGCGGGACGGAUACGAUUACGAUGGGUAUCGCCUCCGCGUGGAGUUCCCUCGGAGCGGCCGGGGCACCGGCAGAGGCGGCGGCGGCGGAGGAGGCGGAGGAGCCCCCCGGGGCAGGUACGGCCCCCCGUCCCGGCGCUCGGAAUACAGAGUGAUCGUCUCGGGGCUGCCUCCGAGUGGGAGUUGGCAGGAUUUAAAGGAUCACAUGCGUGAGGCAGGUGAUGUAUGUUAUGCUGAUGUUUUCCGAGAUGGCACUGGUGUCGUGGAGUUUGUGAGGAAGGAAGACAUGACCUACGCUGUGCGAAAGCUGGAUAACACUAAGUUUAGAUCUCACGAGGGGGAAACUGCCUACAUCCGAGUUAAAGUUGAUGGCCCAAGAAGCCCAAGCUAUGGAAGAUCUCGGUCACGCAGCCGUAGUCGUAGCAGGAGCCGUAGUCGAAGCAACAGCAGAAGCCGCAGUUAUUCCCCAAGAAGAAGCAGAGGAUCUCCACGCUACUCUCCCCGCCACAGCAGAUCCCGAUCUCGUACAUAAACCACCACUAGCUCUGAUCUUUUUGUAGAAGCCCAUGUUGUACACAGUUUUCCUUUACUUAGUACAGUCUCUUUAUUAUUUUUUUUUAAACCCCAACUGUUUUACUGGGAUUGGCUGAAGUGUUGAAUUGCAUUCUUGUGUAAAACCCCUAGUGAGUAUUUGCUCCUUACCAUCAACCUUCCCCCUCCUGUCUUUGGUAAAUUGUACUCGGUGAUGUCAGUCAGGGUCGUUUCCGCCUCAGUUCCAGUUCGCUGCCGCCAUUUCCUCGCCCCGUGGUAUUGCUGUGUACCUGUCUCAGUGUUGAGCUGUGGUUUAUGCCAGCUGGGGUUGUUGGGAUGUUUGUGGCUAACUUGUCUCUUCUGGGGGAAUCUUAUGUUUUAUCUUGCCUUUUCGUGUGUCUUUCUGUAGACAUAUCUGAAGAGAUGGAUUAAGAAUGCUUUGGAUUAAAGGAUUGUGGAGCACAUGUCAAUCAUUUUAGGAUUGUCAAAAGGAGGAUUGAGGAGGAUCAGAUCAAUAAUGGAGGCAAUGGUUUGGAUUGGAGAGGGCUCACUGGAUCCCAAUCCUUGGAGCUGGAUCAUUGGAUUCAAAUCAUAAUGUGGAUAGGAUAGGGAGGCUGAAUGGCAAGGAUUCAUGGAGCGGGAUCAGAUUACCAGGAACAUAGGAGUGGAUUCCUGCCCCAACCAAACCGCACUCGUGUGGAGUUUUUUACUCAUCUCAAUUGGCUAUUCCAAAGAUUGUGGUUUUUUUCCGUUUCCUAUUUUUGACGAGUGGAGCCCUUAAGAGAUGCACCAUGGAGUUGUUCAUUCUGUGGUAAAAGGAGCAAAGCGAGGACCCGCAGAGGUACGCUGGAGCAAUCUCCUUGGAAGGAUUCAGCACCAGUAGAUGGUAAACCUGAAAGGGGAAAAAGGGGGGGUUGUUUAAAAAAAGUCAUUUCUCUAAAUUUAAAGCCAAACUUUGGAGUUAAAGAUGAUCAUCAGCAGGUUUCCAAUUGGCUCUGGCCUGUUUGGUUUUUUUUUUUUUCUUUGACAAAUAAAAUUUUUAACAAAA
Messenger RNA from Colius striatus (speckled mousebird), 2070 nucleotides. It is a transcript of the gene SRSF1, whose product is annotated as serine and arginine rich splicing factor 1. The transcript has 5 exons. The record is from RefSeq and is a predicted model, not a curated record. Gene Ontology annotation, cellular component: ribonucleoprotein complex; cytoplasm; nucleus. Gene Ontology annotation, molecular function: mRNA binding. Bases 277 to 1023 code for a protein of 248 amino acids. Lineage: Eukaryota; Metazoa; Chordata; Aves; Coliiformes; Coliidae.